GUGUAAACAGGGCAGGAUCAUGGCCACUAACUACAGUGCCAACCAGUAUGAAAAAGCUUUCUCACCUAAGUACCUGCAGAACUGGUCUCCUGCCAAGCCAACAAAAGAGAGAAUCACUACCCAUGAAGGCUACACUCAGAUUAUUGCCAACGAUCGAGGCCAUCUCCUGCCUUCAGUGCCCCGUUCCAAGGCAAGUCCUUGGGGUUCCUUCAUGGGCACCUGGCAAAUGCCCCUGAAGGUACCACCUGCUCGGGUGACCCUGACCUCCCGCACAACGGAUGCUGCUGCCUCUCUCACCAAAUGGAUAAAGAAGAAUCCUGAUCUACUCAACGCCUCUAAUGGGCUGCGUCCUGAAAUCUUAGGCAAGCCCCAUGACCCUGACUGUCAGAAGAAACAGAAGAAAUCUGUCACCAAGACCGUACAGCAAGCAGCAAAUGCGACCAUAAUUCCCAGCUCCCCGACUAUUGACGGCGACAACGCAGAUGAAACGCAAAGCUCACACCCCUCUGCAGGUCACACACCAGGUCCCCAAACUCCCAUUAACUCUCCCAAGACCCUACCUGCAAGCCCGUGUUAGAAUACCAAGCAGGCAGGUCCUAGUCUAGCCGAGAUCCAGACAUGCAAAGCUGCAGCUCUGCAGGGGAAGAGGCCGAGAUGACAUUUUAGGGACUGAAAUAAGUAAGACCCCCCCACUGUUUUCAGAAACGUGGAGCACAGAAAUGAUGGGCCAGGAGUAAAGGCAAACCUGGGCAAAUAAACAUUGUUUGUUA
Molecule: messenger RNA, 770 nt
Organism: Onychomys torridus (southern grasshopper mouse)
Lineage: Eukaryota; Metazoa; Chordata; Mammalia; Rodentia; Cricetidae
Gene: Cfap126
Product: cilia and flagella associated protein 126
Exons: 5
Coding region: 20-577 (185 amino acids)
Biological process (GO): cilium organization
Cellular component (GO): ciliary basal body
Source: RefSeq, a predicted model, not a curated record